Messenger RNA from Diabrotica virgifera virgifera (western corn rootworm), 918 nucleotides. RefSeq names its product histone chaperone asf1 (gene asf1). Lineage: Eukaryota; Metazoa; Arthropoda; Insecta; Coleoptera; Chrysomelidae. The coding region runs from base 191 to 799 and encodes 202 amino acids. Gene Ontology annotation, molecular function: histone binding. The record is from RefSeq and is a predicted model, not a curated record. Gene Ontology annotation, biological process: DNA replication-dependent chromatin assembly. Gene Ontology annotation, cellular component: nucleus. The transcript has 4 exons.
AUGACCUAUGUCAAAUGUCAAACCAUCUAAGGAAAAGAAAUUCUGGCGGGUAAACAAUUUUGACGCUUGUGCACAGAUUUUUUUAAGGUAUUUUUGAAGAAGGCGUUUUAAUAAAAACUCGUAUUUUAUAUUUUUUAUAACAUUUUUGAAAGUUGGGUGUGUAUUAAUUAAUCAGUGCUUCUAUAAAAUAAUGGCUAAGGUCCAAUUGUGUAACAUAACCGUGAUGGACAAUCCUAGUCCUUUCUUGAACCCAUUUCAGUUCGAAAUAACUUUUGAGUGUAUAGAAGAACUUAGAGAAGAUUUGGAAUGGAAAAUGAUAUAUGUAGGCUCAGCUGAAAGUGAAGACUAUGAUCAAACUUUAGACUCAGUUUUUGUAGGACCAAUACCUGAAGGCAAACACAUGUUCGUCUUUCAAGCGGACCCUCCAAAUGUCUCACGUAUUCCAGAAAAUGAUGCUCUUGGUGUUACAGUUGUACUAUUAACGUGUUCUUAUAGAAGUCAGGAGUUCAUUCGUGUAGGAUAUUUUAUUAAUAAUGAAUAUACUGAUCCAGAACUUAAAGAAAAUUUACCUAGUCCUCCACAAUUUGAUAAGGUAACCCGAAAUAUUCUAGCAUCCGAACCAAGAGUUACCCGCUUUAAAAUCAACUGGGAAGAAACCAACCCCACAGAAAAUAACACAAACUCUGACCAAAGUGGAGCAUCAGCACCCACGACAUCAGAAGCUGGACCCUCUGCUCCUGUCGAAGUACCUGCUUUUAAUGAAAAUUCCAAUUCGUGGGCUACCAUGGAAUGUUCAUAAUAUUGUUGAUAGUUAAAUAAAUUUUCAGCUUUUCCGUACUUUACGUUAUUUACAGAUCAUUUGGAUAUUGUUUUUUUAGAAUAGAGUUUUGUAUAAUAAAUCAUAUUUAAUUACUUGUA